AUGCAUGUCGCCCCGCCCCACCCCGAGCGCACCCAAGGCACUCACGCUUGCGACCCUGCGACGCCACAGGCCCUGGUGGCACGCCUUGCCGCGAAGCUGAGCCCCAAGCUGCUGGAAGCCGAGUUCCUGGCGCUUGGGGAGGAGGACGCGGCCGCCGUCGCGGCGGCCGCUGCCGCGGGCGGCUUCUCGGCGGCUACCGGCUGCAUGGAGCGCAAUCGCUACUCCGACGUCCUGCCCUUUGACGACCACCGCAUCCGCCUGCGGCGGGAGCCCAGCCCCGGCGGCGCGGGGGCCGUCUCGGACCCGCUGUACAUCAAUGCCUCGCCCCUGGAGGGGGCGCCGGGGGACGUCCCCUGGCACCUCACCCUGGCCCAGGUGCGGGGUUUACCUGACGAGGCCGUUCAGCACCGGGGCCUGAUUCGGGGAAUGGGAUCUGAUUGA
Messenger RNA from Auxenochlorella protothecoides, 441 nucleotides. RefSeq lists its product as hypothetical. The transcript has a single exon. Lineage: Eukaryota; Viridiplantae; Chlorophyta; Trebouxiophyceae; Chlorellales; Chlorellaceae. The record is from RefSeq and is a predicted model, not a curated record. Bases 1 to 441 code for a protein of 146 amino acids. Gene Ontology annotation, biological process: protein dephosphorylation. Gene Ontology annotation, molecular function: protein tyrosine phosphatase activity.